This is a messenger RNA of Marmota monax (woodchuck), 903 nucleotides long. It is a transcript of the gene Tgif2lx, whose product is annotated as TGFB induced factor homeobox 2 like X-linked. Gene Ontology annotation, biological process: regulation of transcription by RNA polymerase II. Lineage: Eukaryota; Metazoa; Chordata; Mammalia; Rodentia; Sciuridae. The transcript has 2 exons. The record is from RefSeq and is a predicted model, not a curated record. Gene Ontology annotation, molecular function: RNA polymerase II cis-regulatory region sequence-specific DNA binding; DNA-binding transcription factor activity, RNA polymerase II-specific.
AUGCGCAUUGGAAACUAUGGAAAAAAACCGAACAGUGGCACAAGGGUGAACCAGGAAAUGGAGGGGAGGGGCAGUGCACGUAAUGCGUUUAGGGGAUGUGACGUCACAGAGCCUGUAGAUUGUGCGGUUAGCAACUCCGUUCAUCUCGCUGGGAAGCAACGGACCUACAUUAAUCCUACCUCAGACUUUCCAGAGAUUGUGAACACAGUCCUCAAGAACAUGGAGGCCGCCGAGGAUAGCCCAUCGGAAAUCCAAGGCCAGGUCCAAGAAACCUCAAUCACAUCGAAACCUAACAGUAGUACAGACAAGGUUCUAACCUCAACAGAGAGCAAGAGGCAACGGAAAGGGUACCUGCCAUCAGAGUCCGUGAAGAUUCUCCGCGACUGGCUCGAUGAGCACCGGUUUAAGGCCUAUCCUUCAGAGGCAGAGAAACGAAUGCUGUCAGAGCAAACUAAUUUAUCAUUUCUUCAGAUUUCAAACUGGUUCAUAAAUGCCCGCAGACGCGUUCUCCCGGAAAUGCUUCAACAGGAUGUAAACGACCCUAACCACCUUAAAGACAAGGCCGUCGAUGAAGCCCAACAGCAGAGCACUGAUCAUUUUGUGCAGGUCAAGUCAGGGGCCAAACUUCCAGACAAGGUACAAUGCUUGCCUGAGUCCCUGCUGCCAGUAGGCCAGGAGUCAGAAGAGAGGCUUACAGAUCCGGAGUUUGUCCCAAGGCAGAAGCUAAUCCUAAAUGCCCAGCCAAAGAAAAAGGUCAAGAUUUCCACUAGUGAGUCCUUUUCUUCUGAAUCUGUGUGGCCAGAGGAGUAGGAGGAUUUCAGCAGCUUCCGCUUGCUGGUAGAUGCAGCUGUACAAAAGGCAGCUGAAAUGGAGCUGCAGAAGAAGCAGGAGCUGGAUCCAUGA